ACCCACUCUCUCUAUCUCUCUCUCUGAUCCGUGUCCGUGGUGAAGGGAGAGAGUAAAGUCCAUCCGAGAGAUCACAGUCCUGCCGCAGAGGAAGACGGACGAGCUGGACGACACUGUCGGGUGAUAGAGAAAGACAGUGGCGACACUCCCAUUGGACUCCGUUGAACGCUUUUUUGCCGCCUACUUCCGGGCUACUUCCAUUCACGGCGUCGGACAUCAUUCAUUUCUAUUGCUGGCCGUGGAGUAACUUCUGAGAUGAAGUUUUCAGCGUCUGACUCGUCCUGCGUUUCGUCUUGUAUCCGCCACGUAAAUAAGGGACUCCUCAACCUGCUCAUCACUAAAGUGUGUCUGUUCUCUCUGCUGUUCGGAGUGGUCUGGGCGAUCACAGGACAUGAGUGUUUACCUGGAGGAAACCUGUUUGGCAUCGUGGUCCUCUUCAUCUGCUCCGUGCUGGGAGGGAAGCUGGUAGGAAUGAUCCAACUGCCCACGCUGCCCCCCUUCCCUCCUCUACUUGGAAUGCUGCUGGCAGGUCUGCUGCUGCGUAACGUUCCCUACGUAACGGACGCCGUCUACAUCGACACCCAUUGGUCCGCAGCUCUGAGGAACAUCGCGCUGUCAAUCAUCCUGACCAGAGCCGGGCUCGGCCUCGACCCCACGGCGUUGCGUCGUCUGAAGGCGGUGUGUGUGCGUCUUGCAGUCGGUCCCUGUGUGCUGGAGGCCUCUGUCGUUGCUGUGGUUUCUCACUUCCUGUUGGGUCUGCCCUGGAUAUGGUGCUUCAUCCAGGGUUUUGUCCUGGCUGCAGUGUCUCCAGCUGUCGUGGUUCCCUCCAUGUUGCUCCUGCAGAGAGAAGGAUUCGGAGUGGAGAAGGGGAUCCCCACCCUGCUGUUGGCUGCUGGGAGUUUUGAUGCUAUUCUGGCCAUAACGGGGUUCUCUACCUGCCUUGGAGUCGCCUUCUCUACAGGCUCUACGUGGAUGAACAUCCUGAAGGGUCUGCUGGAGGUGGUGGGGGGGGUGGUGGCCGGACUGAUCCUGGGUUUGUUCCUGUGCUGCGUCCCCGGCAACGACCAGGAGGACCUGGUGUUGAGGAGGACUCUCAUGCUGUUGGGUCUGUCCAUAUUCUCGGUGUUCUUCAGUCACGUUAUUGGUUUUUCCGGAGCCGGCAGCCUGUCUACGCUGGUGCUCUCCUUCCUGGCUGCUCUGGGCUGGAAGACCGACAAGGCUCCGGUGGCGGCCAUGGUGGGCCGGUCCUGGGACGUCUUCCAGCCGCUCCUCUUUGGUCUGAUCGGAGCAGAGAUCACCAUAAAGAGCCUCAGCCCCAGCACCGUGGGUCUGGGUCUGGCCUGUAUCAGCAUCGGCCUGGUGAUCCGCCUGCUCGUCACCUUCCUGCUGGUUCACUUCGGAGGAUUCAACCUGAAGGAGAAAUUCUUCAUCUCUGUGGCCUGGCUGCCCAAAGCCACCGUACAGGCUGCGAUCGGCUCCAAGGCGUUGGACUUGGCGAGGGAGGAGGGGGACGAGACUUUAAUUAAGUUUGGUUUGACAGUGCUUACGUUAGCCGUGAUAGCCAUCCUGACCACAGCUCCCAUCGGAGCGCUCGGUAUCGGACUGGCAGGACCGCGCCUACUGGCCCGGCAGGUCGAAGCAGAUGAUGCAGAAGGCGGAGCCACGACUCCAAGCACCAAUGGGAUUGGUCAAGGAAAUGACCCUGGAGAGCAAACUAUGAGGCUGAACCAACCCGGCCACGAAUCAGCAGAUUUUUGAAUGGAGUUUGGUGCACUGUAAUUGGUUCAUAGCGUCAUUUACUGCUGAGUAGUUUAAAUGGUGAUAAAACUGAAACUUUCCAUGCUUCCGAUAUUAAAUCAGCAGAUGUUUGAAUGAAGUUUGGUGCACUGUACUCGGUUCAUAGUGUAUUGUUAUUAUUAUUAUUAUUGUCCACCUGUCCUGCAUAGAGUUCAUCCGCGACGAUUGCUCUCAGAAUCUCCGCUUUAGACAGAUUAUAGUCCACGGAGGAAACUAGCAUCACAUUCACCGCCAUUUUCUUUAGUCUCACAUUGGACCGACAAGUAAUGCUGUCCGACGGAUACAGCAUUCCUAGACAAAAGGUUCCGCUUCUACAGUGGCAGUGGCACCAUGGGUGUAUUAAGAGAACAACACCGCCACCUUGUGGACGAGUUGUCCCUUAAAAAAUAAUACAGAUUACUGAGUGAA
Messenger RNA from Sander lucioperca (pikeperch), 2205 nucleotides. Its product is annotated as sodium/hydrogen exchanger 9B2-like. Gene Ontology annotation, molecular function: antiporter activity. Gene Ontology annotation, cellular component: membrane. Lineage: Eukaryota; Metazoa; Chordata; Actinopteri; Perciformes; Percidae. The coding region runs from base 256 to 1758 and encodes 500 amino acids. The record is from RefSeq and is a predicted model, not a curated record. Gene Ontology annotation, biological process: proton transmembrane transport. The transcript is spliced from 14 exons.